AUGUCUCUGCCACCCUUGGGGCCCAACAAUGCGGCAUCGCCUUCAUCUUUCGUGCCGCCGAUUCUUCCUCCGAGCUAUCCCUUUAGCUCCUUUGCUUCGCCGUCUCUCGCCCUCUCUGUCCAGGCUCGUGCGCUUCUGCCUCUUGUCUCCCCACCUUCCGCCUCGUCGCUCAGAAAGCGAAGGAAACGUUCUCUCCACGACUUCUUAACUCCCGCCUGUCCAACUGCGCGGUCUCUUCCGUCCUCUUCGCUCGCCUCGUCUGCGUCUCCGCCUGCGUCGGUCACGGAUCAGCGAUUCCAGUUUUCUUUUGAGUCUUCUCUGGAUCAACAGAAACAGGAGGAGGGGCGCCUGCUGAACGAGCAGGGGAUCUCCAGAGCAGACUGCGUGAGCGGACGUCAAUGGGGAAGACACACCGUUGUGUGCAGGCACUGGUGGAAAGGGAUGUGCAUGAAAGGCGAGUUCUGCGACUUUCUUCACCAACUCAUCUACCACCGGAUGCCCGCGUGCCGGAACCAACUGUGCUGUCCAGAUACCAGACGCGGGUGUUGCCCGUUCCGACACGAAGAGGCGGGCGCUCCGGCGGGAGGGACGAAGCCCCCAGCGGGGCCCUCGGCGCCUGCGACCGGCGACGGGGCGGCCGUCGCUGCGGGAGGCGAGGGCGACGACGGGAGCGGCUCUUUCGGGGCGACGCUUCCGGACUUCACUUCGACGGACUACGUGUCCGGCGGCGCGGGAGUGAGCAGCAGCCAGCAGGAAUGCGUGAACUACUUCCUGGGGUUCUGUAAGCACGGGCCGAAGUGUCGUCGUAGACACACGGCGCGAAACCGACGAGACGUCCCGUCGAUUCUGCCCACGUGGUUCCUCGAUCAAAUUCUGGCCAAUCCGCAAGUGUUCCCAACGGAGCUGGACUCGGAGAGUGAAGAUCAACUGGCUCGAGUGGUCAGCCUCUGUCGGCAGCUUGCGCAGGCGUCCCGGGGAUCGGCCCCAGCGCCGCCGGUCUCUUCCCACGCGAGUCUCUCCUCGUUUUCGACUGCUCCAGCGGGCGCGAGUUUGCGUGGAGGGGCGGACCCCUCGCGGGGCGCGUCGAUGAGUGAGAGCCAGGCUGCCGAGAAAGAGCGAUCGGCCUUUCGCAGUUCGUUCUCUUCCGCGGCUGCAUCUGCAGGCGCAGCUUCUGCGGCCUUCCCGUCUGGCGCGUACGCCGCAGCGGGGACGCAGCGAGAAGGCGCGUUCUCUUCGGCCGCGCUGCUCGUCCCGUCGACGACCUGCGUGGUUCCGCUCCUCGUCGAUCCCCUCGGCCAGGCGGCUUCGCCCCAGAGCACCAAGCGCUUCUUCAUCAUCAAAAGCAACCGGAUGAGCAACAUCUACACGUCUGUCCAGCACGGCGUCUGGGCCACGAGCAAAGGCAACACGCGGAAGCUGAUCAAUGCAUUCACCUCCACUGACCACGUCUUGCUGCUCUUUUCGGCAAACGAGAGCGGAGGCUUCCAGGGGUUUGGCAGGAUGAUGACUCUGCCCGACGCGCAACUCUUCCCUGGCAUCUGGGGCCCAGUGCAGCUGCGCCUCGGAGGCAACUUCCGCGUCAUGUGGCUGAAGCAGUGCAAGGUCGAGUUCGAAGAACUCGGGAAAGUGACCAACCCCUGGAACGAGGACUUGCCGCUGCGGAAAAGCAGAGAUGGAACGGAAGUGCCUCCAGCGUUAGGGUCUCUGUUGUGCACGUGGAUGGCCCAGAGACCGUCCGAGGAUCUGCUAGCCGGCACCGGCAUCGACGCUGCAACUCGCAUCGAUCACUCGGCCUUCUUCACGAUGCUUCUCCAGAACAAGCUGCUGUCUGUCCCUCCCUCGGGAACCGUGGAGGGGACACUGCAGCCGACAGCGCCGAUCGAGUUGCGAGGACACUGUGGAUCCCAGCCUCAGAUGGCGAACGGCCGCGCCGGGGGAGUCUCUGGUGGAGACGGGGGUCAGUACGGCGGACAGCACUGGUCGUGA
Messenger RNA from Neospora caninum, 1986 nucleotides. RefSeq names its product YT521-B-like family protein, related. The record is from RefSeq and is a predicted model, not a curated record. NCBI's taxonomy places the organism in Eukaryota, Apicomplexa, Conoidasida, Eucoccidiorida, Sarcocystidae. The transcript has 4 exons. Gene Ontology annotation, cellular component: nucleoplasm. Gene Ontology annotation, biological process: mRNA splicing, via spliceosome; regulation of mRNA splicing, via spliceosome. The coding region runs from base 1 to 1986 and encodes 661 amino acids. Gene Ontology annotation, molecular function: metal ion binding; mRNA binding; N6-methyladenosine-containing RNA reader activity.